Chelmon rostratus (copperband butterflyfish) is the source of this 9296-nucleotide messenger RNA. RefSeq names its product BCR activator of RhoGEF and GTPase (gene bcr). Gene Ontology annotation, biological process: positive regulation of GTPase activity; protein phosphorylation; intracellular signal transduction. The record is from RefSeq and is a predicted model, not a curated record. Gene Ontology annotation, molecular function: guanyl-nucleotide exchange factor activity; protein serine/threonine kinase activity; GTPase activator activity. Gene Ontology annotation, cellular component: membrane. The transcript is spliced from 23 exons. Bases 824 to 4990 code for a protein of 1388 amino acids. Lineage: Eukaryota; Metazoa; Chordata; Actinopteri; Chaetodontiformes; Chaetodontidae.
CGCACACAGCGGCACCAUCAGCGCGGCCGAAGCAACUGGAAAAGAAGAGAAAAAGCAACAACACCGCACACGAGCCGUGGAGAUAAGAAAAAAAAUGGGAUAACGAAACGAACAGUUUUCUGCCGGAUCCCACCAGCUUGAUCGCGUCCUGGAAGAAACUCAGAUGUUGUCGUCGCUCGCGUUUUGCGCUCUUUAUCCGUUCUCCUUGAGCGCCGCUGGUACAAAGGCGCUCGGUCCCGAGCAGCAGCACCUGGGAUUACUGCCGUGUGGAUGGGGGGCAGCGAACGGACCCACUAUCGCGGACAAACCCGGAAUAAUAGACACAGACCGUGAGUGAGCCUAGCAGGAUUAAAACACUUUCCUCCCCCCCUCUCUCGCUCUCUCUCUCACUGUCACCCCCGCCAAGACUGACGCUGUCAUUGUGUCGAGGUCUGAGAUUUUAAAAGAAAUUCCUCCUCUCAAAGUGGCCUUCUCUGGAAUAAUGCAUGAGAAAGACGAGCUCUCUUCCAGCUUUUUAUUCCUCUUCAUGCCUCACGCCUUCCCAGCUCUUCCUCCGACUGAACAGCCGGCGUCUCUUCUCCCGAAUGGGAUGUAUUGUUGCAUCUGCGCAGCCCACGACAAGUGUCAGCAAUUGGACUGUGUGUGUCUGAACGGGUUACCUAAAGGCCUCUUAUAAACACUGCUUUUGACUGGAGGUGGCCAUUGUUGUCGAGAAGGACUCUGUGGCGGACUGGACUCAAAAAAGGACCAUCCGUGCGCCCUUGGCAUCAUUCGCCCGGUGUAUGUGAACCGGGGUAGGUCACAGAAAUAAUUUUGUUUAAUUAUGGUGGAGCCGGUGGGUUUCAUUGAAGCGUGGAAGGCGCAGUUCCCGGAGUCAGAGCCCCCCAAGAUGGAGCUGCGCUCUGUAGGAGGCAUUGAGCAGGAGCUGGAGAAGUGCAAAGCGUCCAUCAGGCGCCUGGAGCAGGAGGUGAACAAGGAGCGCUUCCGCAUGAUCUACCUGCAGACCCUCCUGGCCAAGGAGAGGAAGAGCUAUGACAAGCAGCGGUGGGGCUUCAGGAAGACGCCGCUGAACGAGGGGGUGGACUCUGCGGCCACGCAGGGUGCAGAGUGCCAGUCCCAGCAGCCACACAUGCAAGAGACAGGUGGAGUUGGAGUGGUUGUAGGAGGAGGUGGUGGAGGCUACGGCGGUUGCAGUGGGGGACUUGGGGAUAGGAGCCGUUAUCAGCCUCUUGGAGAUGGAGCUGGCAGGUCCAAACCCAGGCCUCCGCCAGCGAGGAAGUCAGCCUCCCACGGAGACGGCCUGGAGUCAGCCUUUGAGGUACCCCAGCAGGCUGAGUCCACGUCCUGCGACAACCUAGACGGCCUCUCGCCGUCCAAGCAGAGAGGCGGCAUCUCUGUCUCCCCCCGCAGACCCAACCUCCCGCCCCCAGACAAGGAGGUGCCCUCUGACCCCAAGGACAAACUGGGGAUGGGACUUGGCGUGGCAGCUCUAAGGUCCAACUUUGAGAGGAUCAAACGGGCCAACUCUCACUCUGCGGGCGAUGUAGCGAAGGGCCAGGAGAAGCAGCUGCCACCGCCACCGCCACCAUUCUACUCCAAUAUGGAAUUCCACCACGAGAGGGGUCUGGUCAGGGUCAACGACCGUGACGUCUCUGACAAGAUCAGCACCCUGGGCAGCCAGGCCAUGCAGAUGGAGCGAAAGAGAUCCCUUCACUCCCUCCCAGGUAACCUGGCAACGGUGGCAGGGGAGCUCCGCGCCAGGCCAGUGUAUAGAGGUCGGUCUACUGAGAGCACCUGCGGUUAUGAUGCCGAGUAUGAAGACGGGGAACCCAACCAGCGACAUUCAGGGAGGGCCAAUGGUGGCAAACCUCCACCCCCUCCUUGGCAGCCCUCGGAGUUCCAGGCCUACUCUAGUGUGUAUGUUGGUGGGGUGAUGAUGGGUGAAGGUGGCGGUGGAGAUGGGAGAGGCGGUGGUGGAGGUGGUAGUGGAGUCACAAUGAGAGACCUUGGGGGAGGUGAUGACCACCUCCUGACCUGGCCCCGCCGUUCCUACUCCCCAGGAAGCUUUGAGGAUGUCGGCGGAGGCGGCGGCUACACGCCGGACUGCAGCUCCAAUGAGAACCUGACGUCCAGCGAGGAGGACUUCUCUUCAGGCCAGUCCAGCCACGUCUCCCCCAGUCCCACCACGGCCUUCCGCCGGCCCUUCAGAGAGAAGAGCCGCUCGCCGUCCCAGAACUCCCAGAACUCCCAGCACUCCUUUGACAGCAGCAGCCCUCCGACGCCGCAGUCCCAGAAGCGUCACCACCGGCAGCAGGGAGGCCACGUGGUCAUGUCUGAAGCCACUAUUGUGAGCGUUCGGAAGACCGGUCAAAUCUGGCCACCUGCUGCCCACCAUGACCUCGUCCCCCACGGUAGAACAUUGCAUGACAACAGUUUCCAUGGAGACCACCUAGAUGGUCAUUUCACCGGGACCCCUCCCACGUACGGCUACGAUGCAGACCGAGCAGAGGAGCAGCGGAGGCACCACGACAUCCUGCCGUACAUCGAUGACUCGCCGUCAUCUUCGCCGCACCUCAGCUCCAAGAGCCGCAGCAGUCGCGACACCCUCUCCUCUGGAUCCUUAGAGUCCUCCAAGUCGACUGAAUGUGACCUGGAAAAAGGUUUGGAGAUGAGGAAGUGGGUCCUGUCUGGGAUCUUGGCCACAGAGGAAACAUACCUCAGUCACCUGGAGGCACUGCUGCUGCCCAUGAAGCCUCUGAAGGCCGCAGCUACGACGUCGCAGCCCGUGCUCACGGUGGCCCAGAUAGAAACGAUCUUCUUCAAAGUGCCUGAGCUCUACGAGAUCCACAGGGAGUUCUACGAUGGGCUGUUCCCCCGCGUCCAGCAGUGGAGCCACCACCAGAGAGUCGGGGACCUCUUCCAGAAACUGGCCAGCCAGCUUGGAGUUUACAGAGCAUUUGUGGACAACUACGAGCUGGCUGUGGAGACGGCGGAGAAGUGCUGCCAGGCUAACACGCAGUUUGCUGAAAUCUCAGAGAACCUGAAGGUGAGGAGCCCCAAGGACUCUAAGGACCAGACAGCCAAGAACUCUCUAGAGGCUUUGCUUUAUAAACCGGUGGACAGAGUGACCCGCAGCACAUUGGUACUUCAUGACUUGCUCAAACACACACCAACCAGCCACCCGGACCACCCGCUCCUGCAGGACGCCCUGCGAAUCUCCCAGAACUUCUUGUCCAGCAUCAACGAGGAGACGACGCCCCGGCGCCAGUCUAUGACUGUCAAGAAGGGAGAGAGCCGCCAGCUUCUGAGGGACAGUUUCAUGGUGGAGUUGGUGGAGGGAGCGAGGAAGCUGCGUCACGUCUUCCUCUUCACUGACCUGCUGCUCUGCGCCAAGCUGAAGAAACAGAUCGGAGGUAAAAACCAACAGUAUGACAGCAAGUGGUACAUCCCCCUGACAGAGCUGACCUUCCAGGGCCCUGAGGAGACCGAGCCACUCACUAUCCCCCAGGUCCCCGAUGAAGAGCUCGACGCCAUGAAGGUCAAGAUCUCGCACCUCCGCAGCGAGAUGCAGAGAGAGAAGAGAGCCAACAAGGGUUCAAAAGUCAUCGACCGUCUCAGGAAGAAGCUGUCUGAGCAGGAGUCUCUGCUCCUGCUGACGUCUCCGAGCAUGCCCCUCAGACUCUACAACAAGAACAGCAAGAGUUACAGUUUCCUGAUUUCGUCUGACUAUGAACGUGCAGAGUGGAGGGAGAUAAUCAAGGAACAGCAGAAGAAAUGUUUUAAAACGUCCUCCUUGACUUCCAUGGAGCUGCAAAUGUUGACCAACUCCUGCGUCAAACUGCAGACCGUCCACCACAUUCCACUUAGCAUCAAUAAAGAAGAGGAUGAAUCCCCCGGUCUCUACGGGUUCCUGAAUGUAAUCGUCCACUCUGCCUCCGGCCUCAAACAGAGCUUGAAUCUCUACUGCACAUUGGAGGUGGAUUCCUUUGGCUUCUUUUCAAAUAAAGCCAAGACGAGAGUGUAUCGAUACACUACUGAACCCAAGUGGAACGAGGAGUUUGAGAUUGAGCUGGAGGGCUCUCAGACCCUGAGGCUGCUCUGCUACGAGAAGUGUUACAACAAGACCAAGCAGAACAAAGAGGAUGGAGAGAGCACAGACCGCAUCAUGGGGAAAGGACAGAUCCCGCUUGACCCCCAGACUCUCCAAGGCAAAGACUGGCAGAGAACAGUUAUUCCCAUGAAUGGGAUCGAGGUUAAACUUUCCAUGAAGUUCACCAGCCGAGAGUUCAGCCUGAAGAGGAUGCCCUCGCGGAAACCCAUGGGCGUGUUUGGAGUCAAGAUCUCCACAGUGACCAAGCGAGAGCGCUCUAAGGUGCCCUACAUUGUCCGGCAGUGCCUGGAGGAGAUUGAAAGGAGGGGUAUGGAGGAGGUGGGCAUCUACCGAGUGUCAGGAGUGGCCACUGACAUUCAGGCCUUGAAGACCGCCUUUGACACCAAUCAUAAAGACGUGUCAGUGAUGAUGAGUGAGAUGGACGUUAAUGCCAUCGCUGGGACCUUGAAGCUGUACUUCAGAGAGCUGCCAGAGCCGCUCUUCACGGACGAGCUCUACCCCAACUUUGCAGGCGGCAUCACCUUGUCUGACAGUGUUGCCAAAGAGAGCUGUAUGUUGAACUUGCUGCUGUCACUGCCUGAACCCAACCUGGUCACAUUCCUUUUCCUGUUGGAUCACCUGAAGAGGGUGGCAGAGAAGGAGAGUAUCAACAAGAUGUCUCUCCACAACCUGGCAACGGUGUUCGGGCCGACCUUGCUGAGGCCUUCCGAGAAGGACAGCAAGAUCCCAGCUAACCCCACCCAACCCAUCAGCAUGGGGGACAGCUGGUCCCUGGAAGUUAUGGCACAGGUCCAGGUGUUGCUGUAUUUCCUGCAGCUGGAGACCAUCCCCACUCCGGACAGUAAACGACAGAGCAUCCUCUUCUCCACCGAAGUAUAGAGCUAAGAUUGACUCUGCCACCCUGAGACUUUGACCAUGAAGGAGUGAAAAAGAGACUGACCGUGGCUCAAAGUGAGCCUAUAGUAGUGUGUUUUUGAAUUGACUGAUCAGGUUCCAGGGAAGGAUUGUCUCUGGGGAUGCCUGCCUGCCUCCAACACAAGAGGGCGCCAUUGGGCGUCUGAAGCUCAGACGGUGUGAGGUCCUUAUUUCUCAUGACCUGAUAUUUAGUGUGACUCCUUGUACCUUCAGUGAUGGUGUGGGUUCAUCUGCCAUCCACAUUUCUCCAUCUGUUUGUUGGUCUUAACAUUGGAUCUUUGCAGCUUGUAGACAGGUUUAUAAAUCAAGAAACGGUCAAAAUCAGUCCAUCAGCGAACGAAAUACAUACUUCUUGAUUGCUGAAUUAUUUUGCCAACAAAUCAGCAUUUCCCUGUGCAUUUGUGCUUCAGCGUUGUUCUCUAUCUGUGUUUAUUUUGGACAAUCAUCAGCUCAACACUGCAGAAUCUGUUUAUCCGUCUCAAGCGUUGCUUCAUGUCCUAAAAUUCUCACCUUACAUGUCUUACAUAAUCUCAGCGCGUUGCCUCUGAGACAUCUGCGCUGCGUGUGGGAGUCAAAAGCUAACAUCCAGAGCUGGCACUAUGCCCUUGGCUUUGUUCUUUGGGUCAGGAAGCCAACACCUGUACGUUAAAGUGUUUACAACAUAAACAAACCGCAGUUGGAGUCAGAGACAAAUGCCACAGCUUGAAGUGGGACUGUAAGAGGAAAAAAAAAAAGGAACCCGAUGAUUAGUAAUACACUGCAAUCUGACUGCCUGCGGUUUUUCCGAUCAGUAAAGCAAAUUUCCUCUAUUUGUGUUGUUUGUGUCUCAAGGUAGUCUUCAGCUUAAAUAUCCAGGAAGCAAUAUAUUUUCUAACAUAGGAGUUGUCUGUGUUCAUAUCUUUGCUGAUGACAUGUCCUCCUUAUUGUAACACGGGACAUCUUGCCAAAUUAAUAUGUCGGGGUUUUUUUUGUUUCUAGCAGAAAAGGAAGCAGUUGUAUUUACAGAUACAGUAUGUACAUAAUCUUAAAGUUGUAUUUUUUUGUUUUGGUUUAACAGUAUAAUCAUUGUUGCGAUUAUUGUAAUUUAUUUUGGGGGCCUGGGGGGAGAAAUGGGUUUGUUUUUCUAUGUGAACCUUUUUUUCCAUUUGAAAGUGGUAGGUCUUAGCCUUGACUUCAAGUCUUGCAGUAAAUAAGCAGGAUUUAGCCUUGUUCUUAUAGAAACUACUCUGCUGUUCUGUCCAGCCUAUCAGUUAUUAUUCAUUUAGAUAUUAUUAUGAAGGUAACACACACAUUGUAGUUACAGACUGUAUGCUGCUGUGGAAAAGGCACAAGCUCUUUAACUGCUGGGUGUUCCUCAGCAGAACGUCUCACAUCCAGAGACCAUCGCCUGUCUAGUGUAGACAUUAUGCAAUGUCAUGAGACAGCACACACACACACACACACACACGACAUUGUCUCUUUUUGUACCAUUUAAUCUGUGGCUGCAGAAGUGCACUCAUGCAAUGUUAGAACUACUGUAUUACAAUUUAAGUGACCUGAGCACACAGCGUUUAUAUCCAGCGAAGAGCAUAUUUGUUGGUCUUAAUGAAGGAAUUUAUUUAAUCUUCUCCUGACAUCUUUUCUUUGUCUGACUAAUUAUUUGUCCCUGUAACUGUUCGUCAUCCUGUUAAGCCUGAAGGCGUCCAACUCAAUUAAAAGGAAAUCUCUGAAGAUAUUUUGUUGAUACUAAAAUGACAUAUUUCUCAUUUUAAUUUCUAUAUCCUUGAUUUAACAUGCAGGCAUGUUUUAUUGUUUUUUUCUUUUUCACUCUUUGGUCUUUUUACUGUUGUCCUGUUUACAAAUAUAUCCUCAUAGACUUUGGGAUGUCGGUAACUCGUGAGUGUCUGGUUUAUAUUAUUUCAGCAUGUCCUUUUCUGGCCAGUUUAAAGGAUGGGUCACAGUUGUUCAAGUCUGUCUUUAAACAGGUCAUUGAAACAGCUUUUGCUGGCUGUAAUCUUUCUUAUGUUUAUACUGGACAAAAGAACCCUUCCUGAUGCGUUUUCAGUGGAAGUGAUGAGGGACAAAAUCCUCAGUCCUUGUUCUGUCCAAAGUGUUAAUAUGAGACUUCAGCCCUUUGAGUUAGAAUACUGUUAGCACCACCAUUCUGGAAACCAAAAAUGGGACGAUACAGAUGCUAAAUGUGUUGCACAGAAUCAGGAUUUUGGACUUUGUCCCCAUCACUUACAUCGGCAGCACAUUAGGAAACGUGCUCCCAGUGACCAGUUCACACAGGACGAACGAGUCCAGCAAGCAAAAUUUGUCCAUAAGGACACCUGACUGUUGUUUCAAGACAGAAUUGAAAUGAAUGGUCAAUAUCAUUGUUGGUUUCCCAUAUAUAUCUUACGCAUAAAACUAUAACCAAUUGUGGAAUUAGUGGAUCUGAUAAGGGCUUGUGUGUGGUUGCGUCCAUGUUUAAGAUAACAUAGGGAGGCACGUAUGAGUAAAUGUUAUUAAUAGCAAAUUUUAAGUUCUUAACAUAAAUGUCUUUAGACUUUUCAAAGCAAGAUACAUAUCAACUCUCUCAACGUCAAGACAUUCACACUCACUUUGCACACGAUGAUAGAGAUACUGUUGUUGUGUCAACCCCAUAAAAAAACAAUGUUGAGAUUUUAUUCUGAAAGUGUUCAUGCCUUCGUUUUUGUUUUUUUUCUUUACUGUACUUCCACUAAUUUUGGCCUACUGUAGCAUGCACACGUUUCAUCAUCUGUAUUUUCGGAUAUGAGACAGACAAUUAAUCCACCGUUCAUUCAUUCAUUCAUCCGUCUAUCUGUCACCUUUAUAUUAUAACAGGUCCCGAUUUGCCUACACUACUCUACCCUAUCGUGCCUCAACACUUUCUUUUGUUUCGCGCCUGUGGUACUCCAGACGUGAGAGGAGACACUGUUCAGUCUCCCGUUGCCUUUGCUGACGAUGGCCACACACCUCUCAUCUCUUAACGACUAAGACAGGACCUUAAACUUAAGCAUGGUCUUAGCUCAUGGCGUACAUGCCCGUUCUACUUGCCACCUUCAUCCGACUGUGAUGCUGUAAUUCAAACUUCAAACAAAGUCUUAACCGGGCAAAAGACAGAAUUUCUCGCCCGCGUGCUUGUGUUAUCUCUUAAAGUUUCAGCUCCUUUAAUGCCUUUUUUUUCUUAUUUAUUUAUGCUUUGCCCCUGUUUGGUCUACUGGAGCUAUUUAUUUGUGAUAUAAUAUCAUCUGAAGCUAGAUUAACGUUAGAAAAACGGUCUUUAUAUGUUCUUUCUGUGGGAAAACUUUGGUCAACGAACCAUCCUGUUAAAGUUCCAACUGCUUGUCGCUGUUUUGUCCCAGAAUCACAACCACUGUGUACAAACAUCUUUUAACCUCCUCCUGCAUCAUCGGCUCAUCUCUGUCGUUACUUGUGUUGUACAACAGACUGGCCACUGUGAUUGUUUAGCUAUCUGACGAUAACUGAAUAGCAGGUGCAGGUUCUUGUCAAUUUAAAAAGGUAGAUUUUGUGAGUUAACAUAACUCAGACUUCUCUUACUUUUCCAUGGAGUUGUAUGAUAUGUAUUAUACUAGAGAGUACAUUAUUUGGUUUCCGUUUUAUUUAUUGUGGCGUCUGCUGACAUGUGAUCGUUAAGGAUCGAGCUGGUGCGCCUCUAGUCUCUUUGAAAAGCCAAGCUGUCAGUGUGUUGUAGAGGAGAAAAGAGUCUUAAAUUGCUCUGAAAUCUGCAUUGUUUUGGUCUGUUGAUUGUCAGUGUAACUGCAUGUACCCUCCAUAACCUCAGUCCCUUAGUUCUGUACAUGAAGAAGUAAAUACAACAAAAAAGGUUUAAUUUUUUUGUGGAAUAGCCUGAAGAUAUGGAACAUAUUGCUCUAUAAUUAAAGUUGCAAAUCUCUUCCAGUUAUUGUACAUGACCCUGGUAAUUACCACCACAUUUCCAUCCUAUAGUUAAUACUUUUCACAUGACCCUCUGCUGCCACUUCUAGGACAUCAAGCGGACAUUAAAUAUGACUAUUUUAACCUUUGGAAACGUGCUAGGUUUGUUUUUUUUCAUCGCGUAACGUAAAGCUGAGGAUGAGACUUGCUGACCAACCAAGAACACUUUCUCUUUUUACCUUCCUCAAUUUUUUGACUCUUGUUCCUGUUCAAUAUUCAGUGUUCUGCUUGUAGAACUGUAAAAAGGAAUACUGUAUCCUGAGGGCAAACAUGUUUGGAAGGCAUUUGCAGCCUAUGUUUGUACACAAAAAUGUUAAAUAAAAUCUCC